AUGGUUGCACCUAUUGAUUCACUCGUAAAAGGUGUUCAGCACAUCCCGGUACCUCCCGAGGCCAAAAAGAUCUUUACUCCAGAGGCAAUUGCAUUUUUGGCUACUCUUCACAGAACGUUCAAUUCUACCCGAAAAGAAUUAUUACAGGCUCGUAUCGACCGUCAAAAGAGAAUUGAUGAAGGUGAACUCCCCGAUUUCCUACCCGAAACUGCCCAUAUCCGUAAUGAUCCUAUCUGGCAAGGUGCUCCCCCAGCUCCUGGUCUUGAAGACCGUAGAGUCGAAAUCACCGGUCCCACCGAUCGUAAAAUGGUUAUCAAUGCCUUGAAUUCAAAUGUCUACACUUAUAUGUCGGAUUUCGAAGACUCUUCUGCUCCUACUUGGUAUAAUAUGGUUGAUGGACAAAUCAAUCUUUACGAUGCUGUUCGUAGAGAUAUUGCAUUUACAACUGGUGGUAAGAAUUACAAGCUUAAUACCGAUCGUUCCAAACAUCAAAAGAAAGAGAUUCCCACCCUGAUUGUUCGUCCUCGAGGAUGGCAUCUGGAUGAAGUCCACUUCCGUGUUGACGGUGAGCCCAUCUCUGGUUCUCUUUUCGACUUUGGUCUUUACUUUUUCCACAAUGCCAAGGAAUCCAUCAAGCAAGGAUUCGGGCCUUAUUUCUAUCUUCCUAAGAUGGAGUCUCACAAGGAAGCCCGUCUUUGGAACGAUGUGUUCAAGCUCUCUCAAGACUGGAUUGGUAUUCCCAGAGGUACUAUUCGUGGUACUGUGCUUAUCGAGACUAUUUUGGCUGUGUUUGAAAUGGACGAGAUUAUUUACGAGCUUCGCGAGCACUCGUCUGGUCUCAACUGUGGUAGAUGGGAUUACAUCUUCUCGUAUAUUAAGAAAUUGCGAGGACAUGGCGAUUUCAUUCUUCCCGAAAGAACUGAUGUUACUAUGAAGGUCCCAUUUAUGAGUUCAUAUGUCAAGCUUCUUAUUAAGACUUGUCAUCGUAGAGGUGUCCAUGCCAUGGGUGGUAUGGCUGCUCAAAUCCCUAUCAAGGGCGAUGAGGCUGCUAAUAAGACUGCUAUGAACGGUGUCUACGAAGAUAAGAUUCGUGAAGCCACUGCUGGUCAUGAUGGUACCUGGGUUGCUCAUCCUCAAUUGGCUGAAAUUGCCCUUGAGGUCUUCAACAAGUACAUGCCAACUCCUAAUCAAAUCUACAAGCGACGGGAGGAGGUUAAUGUCACUGCCCGUGACCUUCUGAACCCCUUCAUCCCUGGCGGUAAGAUCACCGAGGCUGGUAUUCGUAAGAACUUGUUCAUUGCCCUUGGUUAUAUGGAGGCCUGGUUAAGAGGUGUUGGAUGUGUCCCCAUCAACUUUCUUAUGGAGGAUGCUGCCACUGCUGAGGUUUCGCGUGCCCAACUCAACCAAUGGGUCAAGCAUGGCGUUGUCACUGCUGAGGGAACUAAGAUCACUGCUGACUAUGUCAGCAAAAUUCUUUCUGAGGAGGUAUCUAAGAUCAAGAAGACUGCUCCGGCCGGAAACAAAUUCGACAAAGCCGCCGAAUACCUCAAGCCCGAGAUCACGAACCAGACCUACAGCGAUUUCCUUACCACCCUGCUUUAUCCUUCCAUUCAAACCACCAGAAGCUCUUACGAGAAGUUGUAA
Molecule: messenger RNA, 1644 nt
Organism: Sugiyamaella lignohabitans
Lineage: Eukaryota; Fungi; Ascomycota; Dipodascomycetes; Dipodascales; Trichomonascaceae
Gene: DAL7
Product: malate synthase DAL7
Exons: 1
Coding region: 1-1644 (547 amino acids)
Biological process (GO): glyoxylate cycle
Cellular component (GO): peroxisomal matrix; cytoplasm
Molecular function (GO): malate synthase activity
Source: RefSeq, a predicted model, not a curated record